Clonostachys rhizophaga is the source of this 1200-nucleotide messenger RNA. Lineage: Eukaryota; Fungi; Ascomycota; Sordariomycetes; Hypocreales; Bionectriaceae. The record is from the annotation of a GenBank genome assembly.
AUGACAACAGCAGACAGAGUCAACUCGCUUGCUCAACAGCUUGCCGAAUUGUCCGUCGAGCUGCAGGGCAAUCCAGAACAUUUCAAGGCCUGUAAUGAUGAGCUCACUAACCUGGCGCAAGCCUCUGCGAAGCUCCUAGAGUCUAUCCAGAGCCCAUCAAUGUAUAUCAAUAGCAUGAUUACCCAAAUGGCGCACUUCACGGCUCUGCGAUUGUUCAUCGAGUGGGGAGUGUUCGACGCCAUUCCCAGUCAGGACUUUGUCUCGCCUGAAAUUUUGGCCAAGAAAGUCAACGUCGAUGUGCAGCUCAUCACUCGUUUCUCCCGUAUUCUAGUUGCCCAAGGAGCGCUGAAGCAAGACGGAUCAAAGAGCCUUGCGCACACCGCCACUUCCAAGAUGUUCAUUCGUGAAAGCCCUAUGAACUCGUUGAUUAGAAUGGGAUACGAUAUGCAUCUGAAGUCUUGCUCUUAUAUUGUCUCCUUCUUUGAGAAGUAUGGGGCCAAGGAGCCUCAGGGUCGCCUUGAAACGGUGUUUGGCUUCGCUUGUGGUGAUCCUAACUUGACUGUCUGGGAACACCUGAACCGGAAUGAAGAGACAAUGAAAAACUUCAUGGUCAGUAUGGUAGCCAUGAGCCAAAGGCUUUCAAUUACUGGAUCAUACGACUUCAGCUGGCUUUUAAGUCCGAAGUACCAAGGACGGACUCUCAUUGUUGAUGUGGGAGGUGGAAAAGGUCAUGCUCUACAGGCUAUAUAUGACGUUACUCCUGGACUUCCAAUGGAUCGAUGUGUUGUGCAGGAUUUGGACGUGGUAGUCACAGAGUCCAAAAGGGUUGCAGAGGGCCCUUUAAGUCAUGCACAGUUCGUUGCAUCUGACUUCCAUCAAGCUCAACCUACGAAGGGAGCUCUUAUUUACUACAUCCGACGUUGCCUCCAUGAUUACGGAGACCCAGAUUGCGUGGAGAUACUCCAGCACAUACAAAGAUCCAUGGUUGACGAUAGUAGACUGAUCAUUGACGAACAGAUUCUAAACGACCAGCCAUCCUUAGUGGCAUCCGCCACAGAUAUCUAUAUGCUGACUCUAGGGGGCAAGGAACGAACUUUGGAUGGCUUCCGGGCUAUCACAGCUGAUGCAGGGCUGGAGAUUGUUGAAAUCCAUGGUACUGGGGACAAUGACUUGGCUUUGAUCGAAUGCAGGAAGCUUUGA